Xiphophorus maculatus (southern platyfish) is the source of this 3140-nucleotide messenger RNA. Its product is annotated as solute carrier organic anion transporter family member 1C1-like. Gene Ontology annotation, molecular function: protein binding. The record is from RefSeq and is a predicted model, not a curated record. Bases 379 to 2490 code for a protein of 703 amino acids. Gene Ontology annotation, cellular component: membrane. Gene Ontology annotation, biological process: transmembrane transport; sodium-independent organic anion transport. The transcript has 15 exons. Lineage: Eukaryota; Metazoa; Chordata; Actinopteri; Cyprinodontiformes; Poeciliidae.
AGCUUAUCGGAGCGCAGGAAAUCCCUGGCAUAUGUUGUCACAAUUAGCCUUUUUUCCCCCCAACCUUAAAACAGCAAGUGUGCGUCGCGGUGCAGACGGCGUUCAAUCCCCAUCCACUGGGCACUCGCUCUGCGCGCUCCCGUGGAUCUUUCACUGUGGCAGCAGGUGAUUUAACAAGCAGUGGGGAGGUUUUCGUCAGAGAAGAGGAUUUUUAUUAAAUCUACUGCCCCCCCUUUUUUUCUUUCCAUUUUUGCCUUGCUACAGUAAAUAAACUAGAGCAACUGUAACUCGAGAGAUUAGAAACGCGACUUGGGUGUGAGGAAUAAACCUGUAAAAAGACCUGAGGCCUGUGUGUGAAUCAGAGAGAAGGCUGUUGUCAUGCAGAAACUGGGAAAACCAGGCACAGCCAGCUGGAUGCUAGAGGACAGCCCUGCCACUUGUACAGCGAAGAACUGUCACCCAAAUCUAAAGAUGUUCCUUGCAGCCUUGUCCUACGCCUACUUUGCUAAGACCUUAUCCGGCAGCUACAUGAAAAGCACGAUUACACAACUGGAGAGACGAUUUGACAUUCCCAGCUAUCUGAUCGGCGUUAUAGAUGGAAGCUUUGAAAUUGGGAAUUUGUUAGUGAUUGCUUUUGUGAGCUAUUUUGGUGCUAAGCUCCACCGGCCUAAGAUCAUAGCAAUUGGAUGCAUUUUGAUGUCUCUGGGAACCUUCCUGAUCGCCAUGCCUCAUUUCAUCACUGGCCGCUAUAAGAUUGAAACAACCAUCAGAGCUUCCGAGAAUUCAACCAGCCAGCUCUCUCCAUGUCCAGUAAGUUCAUUGGAGUCAUCCAGGGCAGGUGAUAGGCCCUCUUCACUGCCCUCUGCAGGAUGCGAGCAAGAGUCCAGCAUUUCAAUGUGGAUGUAUGUGUUGCUGGGAAAUGUUCUGCGUGGAAUUGGAGAGACUCCUGUGCAGCCUUUAGGAAUAUCCUAUAUUGAUGACUAUGCACAGUCGGAAAAUGCUGCCCUGUAUAUAGGUUGCAUCCAAACUAUUGCAAUUAUUGGUCCUGUAUUUGGUUUCUUGCUCGGGUCGCUGUGUGCCAAGAUUUAUGUCGAUGUUGGCUACGUAGACAUGGAAACAAUCACCAUUACCCCUGAAGAUGCCCGCUGGGUAGGAGCGUGGUGGCUGGGUUACCUUGUGGCUGGCACUGUCACGCUCCUGUCCGCCGUUCCUUUCUGGUUCCUGCCCAAGUCUUUGCCAAUACCUGUGGAUAAACAUGAUAGUAUCUGUACUCCAGAGCAGACCAGGUUUAUCAAAGAUCCAGAUUCGCCAACCCUGGACCACAAGAUCAGACCUGAGGAACCAACCAAUUUACACGUUAUGGCCAACGAAUUUGUGCCAACAUUGAAGAUACUUCUUGGGAAUCCUGUAUACAUCCUCUACCUGGGUGUAACAAUCAUUCAGUUCAACUCACUCAUUGGCAUGGUGACCUACAAACCAAAAUACAUUGAGCAGCACUACGGCCAGUCGGCAUCAAAAGCCAAUUUUCUUAUGGGCAUGAUCAACAUCCCAGCUGUGGCCCUUGGGAUGUUCUCUGGAGGCGUUGUCAUGAAGAAGUACAAACUGGGCGUAACGGGAGCAGCUAAAUUUGCCUUUGGGACUUCCCUGUUGGGGUUCUUUCUGUCAUUCCUAUUCUUAGCCAUGGGCUGUGAGAACACGAAGGUGGCUGGCAUCACAGUUUCAUACACUGGAAUGGAAGACUUCUCUUAUCAGGAACAGUCUUUGUUUUCUGACUGUAAUUCCGGUUGCUUGUGCUCACCAAAGGAGUGGGACCCAGUGUGUGGAGAGAAUGGGAUCACCUACAUAUCUCCGUGUUUAGCUGGAUGCACGUCGUCCUCAGGCUCUGGAAGAAACAUGGUUUUUGACAACUGCCGGUGUGUGUCAGUGACUAAUGUCCAACCAGGAAAUAUAACGGCUAGUUUAGGCCAGUGUUCACUCGGACACAGCUGUGACAGAGUGUUUCCGUACUUCCUGGCUCUGUCUGUCCUCAGUUCCUUCAUCAUCUCUCUCGGGGGUACGCCGGGCCUCAUGCUUCUUGUCAGGUGCAUAAAGCCUGAGUUGAAAUCCCUAGCUCUUGGAAUCCACACACUGGCCACACGCACCCUGGCAGGAAUACCCGCUCCCAUCUACUUUGGCGCUAUAAUAGAUACAACCUGCCUCAAAUGGGCAUACAGCACAUGUGGAGGAAAAGGUGCUUGUAGAAUAUACAACACUUCAUCGUACAGGAUAGUGUACCUGGGCCUCACACUUGGUCUGAGGGCGGUCUCCUUCUUCCUUUGUAUUUGGGGAUUUGCUCUUCUCAAAAGACAUAUUAAAAGGGAGGAGAAGGAGGCUCUGAGCAACCAAAAUGGUGAACUGGAGUCGCUGAGGAAAGAAGAGAACAGCUCCAUGCACUGUGAGCAAUUUAUACUGAGCCCUGACUGCAAUCCCGAAAGAGAGACUCGUUUGUAAGCUCCUACACAUCGUCCUCUCUUCUGACUCUUGAUGCACCACACGUGUGCUGAGACAUAUCUCAGACCAGACAGGUAUAUACUGUAUAUUUGUACAUGAUUUGUGCAGAAGUGUGCUAUCUGAAACAUUUAGAAAGAAAAAAAAACAAGCGUUUUAAGUUUGGUUUCCGUCCUUAAUAUAGUUGUGCUGAAUUUUCUGUCGGAAUCUUUGCUUUUAUUUUCAGCCUGGUUGUAAUGUCAUUUUGUGUACCAGGAUAAGAAAACUGUAGUCACACCCUGCUUUGUUAAUGUUGUGUUCAUGCAUUUGCUCACAUGUACAUUUGCAUUAUGUCUUCGGUAUACAUUGGGACAACAUUUUUAAAUCUCUACAGGCAAAGUUUAAAUGUAAGUUCUCUGCAAGGGAAAAUAAUCGCUGUAUGUCCUGAAUAUGUUGAUUCUAGCAUUGCCUUGCAUACCCUAUACUGUAUGUUGCAAAGGCAACAGUUUAAGCGUUCUAACUAAUAUGUUACUUUUAAACAAAUAAUGCAAAGAUAAGGCUCUUUGCCGCAAAACCUACCUCAUUUUUCUGGUUGUACUGUGUGGUGUGUGGUGUGUGGAGUCCAUGUAGCCACCGCUGUGCCUCAUUUUGUUUUAAAUUUGAAUGUCACUCUA